Messenger RNA from Frankliniella occidentalis (western flower thrips), 1973 nucleotides. Its product is annotated as galactose mutarotase-like. The record is from RefSeq and is a predicted model, not a curated record. Gene Ontology annotation, biological process: glucose metabolic process; beta-D-galactose catabolic process via UDP-galactose, Leloir pathway. The transcript is spliced from 14 exons. Gene Ontology annotation, molecular function: aldose 1-epimerase activity; carbohydrate binding. Lineage: Eukaryota; Metazoa; Arthropoda; Insecta; Thysanoptera; Thripidae. Bases 183 to 1886 code for a protein of 567 amino acids.
UUUCUGCCACUUUCUUUCGGCACAUCCGUGAUAUCGUCAUUCAAACGUUGUCGUUCGUCGUGUCACAUCGAGUGCAAUCCGUCCAGCACUAGGUUCUAGGGAUUAAGAAGGUGCCAAUUUAUAAUUCCACGCGCUUUCGUGGUGGCAGCUCGAGGCAGUUUAACGCCACAAGCACAAGCACAAUGGUGGACAGCUUCAAACUGGACUGGGACGACGUCCUCCCUGGGAAUGGUGUGACCGUCACGGAGGAUGCGUUUGGUCACGUCGGCGACACGCCGGUGCAGAGGUUCACGCUCAGCAACGGCAGGGUAACGGCGCAGGUCAUCUCGGUGGGCGCUGCGCUGCAGAGCGUCCGCACGCCGGACAGGAACGGCAACCUGGCAGACGUCGUCCUGGGCUUCGACACCCCCUAUGGGUACCUCAGUCCGCAGAAUCCCAACUUCGGCGGCACGGUAGGCCGAGUGGCCAACCGACUCGCCAAUGCCAGCUUCACUCUCGACUCAAAGGAAUACACACUGUACCCCAACGAGGGCCGCAAUACCCUGCACGGAGGGCUCAAGGGCUGGGACCUGGCGGUGUGGCACGGAUCCCGGCACCCAGACGGCGUCACCUUCACCCUGCAGUCCCCGGAUGGCGACGAGGGCUUCCCCGGCGCGGUCACGGCGCAGGUGACGUACCGCCUCACCGAGGACAGCCGGCUGCACAUCAACAUGCAGGCCAUGAGCAGCAAGCCCACCCCCGUCGCCAUGCUCAACCACGCCUACUUCAACCUCGGCGGUCACGGCUCCGGCGCUCAGGAGGUGUACAAGACGCGACUCACCCUCAAUUCGGACCGCUACAUUGCAGUGGACGACGGACUGGUGGCUACUGGUGAGAUGCCGCACGUCGAGGGAACACCAAUGGACCUGCGCUCGCCCAGGCUGCUGGGGGACGUGCUCCAGAACACAGACUUCGACCGAAGCUUCGUCGUGACCAGAGGGGUCGAGCGACCCGACGACCUCGUCUACUCGGCCGGUGCGAUACACGAGCCUUCUGGAAGGACCCUGGAGGUCUACUCCGAUCAGCCCAGCCUUCACCUUUAUACGUGUGGCAAGCUACCGGACACGAGUGGAAAACAAGGGGCGACUUACGGAAGACACGGCGGGUUCACCCUUGAGCCGCAGUACUUCCCCAACGCCGUACAUAAUGUUCGGCGUUUUCCAAAGAUAAUUCUUCGUCCAGGCUCGGUGUACAGAUACAACAUGAUCUACAAAUUUGGUGUUCGCAAAACAACCACAGCAUCCAAAUACAAGCUUCACUACUUUGAUGUCACUGCCCUUGGUGAGCCCAUCAGAUUCCUGCUUGCCUACGGCAAUCUUGACUGGGAAGAUAUCCGCUAUGAUGAUGCCAAGUGGGCUGAGGCUAAAACAAAAAUGCCCUUUGGACAGAUGCCAAUUUUAGAUGUUGACGGCAAGAUUUAUGCCCAAUCUACGGCGAUCAGCAGGUGCCUAGCUAAGCAAGUUGGGUUGUCCGGAAAAGAUGAUCUUGAAAACCUUCAAAUUGAUAUGGCUGUCGAUCUCUUCCAUGACUUCCGUCAAAAGGUUGGUGGAUGGUUUAAUGACCCUAUUCCUGAAAGUAAGGGAGCAAAGUUGAUCCAGCUGAAGGACGAAUUGCCUUUCUACUUAAGCCGGUUUGAACAAAUUGUGAAGGAAAACAAUGGAUUCCUCGUCAAUGGCAAGAUGACGUGGGCGGACGUUUACUUUGUUGCACCCUUAAAAUACUAUAAGUACAUUAUGCAAAAGGACUUCUUGGAGGGUUAUCCUCUACUACAAGACUUAGUCAAGAAAGUCGAAUCUACUCCUGCUAUUGCCAGUUACAUUGCUCAGCGGCCCGCUGGAAACCGUUAACGUUUUCUAUUUUAACUGUUUUUUUAUGGAAAUAAAUCUGUAAUAUCAUUUUUAUUUUAAAUAAAAGACCUGUAAAAGACACACAAA